Molecule: messenger RNA, 2030 nt
Organism: Haplochromis burtoni (Burton's mouthbrooder)
Lineage: Eukaryota; Metazoa; Chordata; Actinopteri; Cichliformes; Cichlidae
Product: lymphatic vessel endothelial hyaluronic acid receptor 1
Exons: 6
Coding region: 73-1158 (361 amino acids)
Biological process (GO): cell adhesion
Cellular component (GO): plasma membrane
Molecular function (GO): hyaluronic acid binding; transmembrane signaling receptor activity
Source: RefSeq, a predicted model, not a curated record
GCUUCUCCCUCUGCUUCAGUUUAUUUGAUCCUCCACCCUCAUCCACGUUGGGUAUACUUUGUCAUACAAGACAUGGCAAGACUUUGUUGUUUGCCAUCAGUAUUACCUGUGAUGUUUGCCCUGUUUUUACAAACCUGCGAAUCCACUUUAAAUAGAGUAAUUUCUGAGAGUUACAGAGCCACUGGAGUCUUCCUGCUUAUUGAAGGAGGAACCUACUACACCUUGAACUUCACAGCUGCCAGAGAUGCCUGUCUUUCACUAAAUGUCACCAUGGCGACGGAAUAUCAGAUAUCAAAAGCAGUCACACAUGGACUGGAAACGUGCAAAUAUGGCUGGAUAGCUGAACAGAUUGCCGUCAUCCCACGAAUUUCCCCUAAACAAAACUGUGGCCAGGGCAAUAUCGGGGUAGUGUCAUGGAAGACAUCAGCAGAUAAAAAGUUUGGCGUCUUCUGCUUCAAUGCAUCCGCAUUAACAGAUUUGGAGACAACAGCCAGCCCACAAUCCCCCACAUCUCCAACUCCACUGACAACUCAAACCACACAUUUGGUCACAUCAACAACAAAGUCCAUGUCCUCAACAAAAAAGUCAAUAACAGGAAAAUCUCAGCCGACACUUCAGCCCACACCCUCAACUUCAGCUUCUGAUGUACUUGUCAAGACAUCGCGGUCAGCAAGGAUUUCUUCCUCUGCCACCCCUUCUUUUAAAACGUUCUCAACCCAUAUUCCUGUUUCCUUGCCUCCGAUUACCACUCUGAACCCCCCUGGUACCACUUUUACCUUUUCUGCUUCCACUCAUGCCUUCAGUUUCCCACCUUCCUCUGAGUCGGUGCUGCCACAGACUGAGAGCUCCACAAAACCAUCUCUAGGAGCUUUACAUGUAACAGUUAUUGUUCUUGGCAUCAUUCUUCUGCUCCUGACUGCAGCAAGUGCUAUGUGGUACUUUCAAGUGAAUGUUUUCAGGUGCUUGUCUCACUGGCAGCAGAUGGAUAACAUCGAGACAGAGAUGUGGAAUUUUACUGAUAAUGAUAUGAACCAACUCGGCCAGUAUGGACCGCAAGGAGAUGAUGAUGAUGACGAUGAAGAAGAAUCAGACCACAAGUACUCCAGUGAUAUCACUCUGUGUGUGAGAUCAGACAUCAAAGCAAACUCUUCAGAGUAAUAUGACCAUUUUGUGCAAGUUUUUGUAGACACAGCUGUGUUGUCUGAUAAAAAACAAGAUUAGAAGAUCAUUUACGUCAUAAACUCUUCGGUUGAUUGUUGUACUCAUAAAAAUCCUUUAUACAGCCUGAUGCAGGACUCUUCUGGCUACAGACAACUGACUCUGGCUCUAUGUUUAGACUUGCUGUCAUAUACACAUGAAUGAAGGUGGAAGCCAACAUAUGCUUCGCUCCUAGUGGUGGAGAAAAAACAACACAAAUAUGUAACUGACACAGACCAUAUUGUAAAAUAAUAUUGAAAAUAUACAAUAAUAAUAGUGUGACCUAUAUUUCUGUAUUACAGACAACCGAUACUAACAAACAAGCUUUCAAAGUAAUACUAUUAUUACUUUUAUUAUGAAAAUAAAUUGUGUUAAUGUUAUUUACAAGUGUCUUCUACCCCCAAACACAUAUACACACACAUAGACAUAUGCAUAUCUAGAUUUAGCACAAAAAGUCAGGUAAUUUGUGUUUGGGCAAAUAUUUCUUUGUAACUUUGCAUCUUGGCAAUAAAUACUGUUGCAAAGCCUGUUUAUUUCCUCUUAAAGGGCGCCAUUUAAUUCCCAAAGAAAUGCAUGUGUGGAUUGUGCAGCAGAGACGAGUAUGAACAACUUACCAAAUCUUCUCUGCCAAUCGAGUAAAAGUACAUUUAUUUGCAUUUAUUUCACGUAAAAUAGCAAAAAAUAUAUACUUCCAAAUACACAUGGGUACAUGUUGUUACCAACGCAGCAACAUGGCGGCGGUAAUGAGUCGUUUCGGUAUUUACUCACCGACAUAAAACCAGCGAAGAAGACGACAACUCCAGAGCCAAACCGUUGUUGAUUUUUUUUUUUUU